Messenger RNA from Sabethes cyaneus, 3605 nucleotides. RefSeq names its product Kv channel-interacting protein 4-like. Lineage: Eukaryota; Metazoa; Arthropoda; Insecta; Diptera; Culicidae. Gene Ontology annotation, molecular function: calcium ion binding. Bases 1 to 1002 code for a protein of 333 amino acids. The record is from RefSeq and is a predicted model, not a curated record. The transcript is spliced from 5 exons.
AUGGCCAGUAUGGUGCAACCAUCGACGACGGCAGCGUCUCGCUCGCAACAGGUGGCCUGCCAAAGCCAACAAAUCGCUAUUGAGAUCGCUUCGGAACCGGUGCUACCUUCACCUCCCGCGCAACUCCAGAUUCAUCAUCAGGAACUACAGGCCCAUGCUCUGCUUGCUCAGUGCCAACAGCCUCAGUCUCUUUCGACGCCUAGCGUUGACAUUGUGCUGCGCGAGUCAACGCGGGCAAAUUUGAUCAGCCGGAAAAAAUCAUCGACCAGCGGAGAUAGGCGCGGUGGCAGUGUUGCCGGUGGUGGCAGAUCCGGUGGGCGAGACGACAAAGGUGAAGGAAAAUCUGUCUACCGAAAGUUCUUCAAGCGCAUCAAGACGAUACUGGACGGAAACGAUCCGACGGCGAAGAGCAAACCGGAAGCCGAGGAUCUGCCCGUUCCACAGCGCUACUACCCGGACUCGCUCGUUGAGUUGACGCGGACCGCCCGCUUUACCGAGGACGAAAUCAAACGAAUAUACCGUGGCUUUAAGGCGGAGUGCCCCACCGGCAUCGUCAAGGAGGAAACCUUCAAGGGCAUCUACUCGCAGUUUUUCCCGCUCGGUGCCAGCAGCGGUCAAUAUGCUCAUUACGUAUUCAACUCCAUUGAUCUGGACCGUAAUGGUUCAUUAAGCUUCGAGGAAUUCGUCGCAAAUCUAUCGAUUCUGCUGCGUGGCACCGUGGACGAGAAGCUACAGUGGACUUUCUCGCUGUACGACAUCAACGGUGACGGCUGUAUUACCAAGGAGGAAAUGAAAGAGAUCGUAACCGCCAUCUACGAGCUGAUGGGCAAAGUGCCCGAGGGCUGCGAGGAGGAACAGGCCAUUAAAGAUAAAGUCGAGCGGCUUUUCGAGAAAAUGGACCGCAACUGCGACGGAAAAAUAACACUGGACGAGUUCAUAGAAUGCUGUACCAACGACGAAAGCAUCCGACGUUCGAUUGCAGUUUUUGACACCAUAUUCUAGAAAGUGACUCAAUCGCGAGAAACGAUGAUAAAUAGUGAAAGCGGUUAAACCUGUCAACAUCUAGCAGUUUUUUGCGUUAUUAGCUUAAAAUUAUUGGAAGAAAAAUCCGACGCGUUGUUCACUACCCAGGUAACCAAUAAGCAUUAAAAGACUACUUUGGAAAAAUAAAUAGUCCUGUCAAUGUACUGACAAUGCUUAUUUGCAAUUGAUUAUUGUCAAGAAGAAUUAAAAUAGAAUUUUGGAUGCAAAUUUACAACGGAUAUUCAGUCAAAAAGCUCAUAUACAUCAAAGUUUGAUGGACUGCAAAUAUUAAUGCUUAUCGGUUACCUGGGUAUGGUGACUAAUUAAUAGCUUCGGUAAUUUAUACUUCAAAGUGAUAUUGCGGAGAGGACUUCUUUUCUUUUCCAUUUUAAUCUACAACGCUUAUGUGUAACCAGAUGAUCAGUACUUCAACUGCAACGUGAAACAUUUUUUCUAAGUGAUACGUAUGCACGUCAAAAGGAACGAAAAGUCCUCUACGAUACAAAGGAUGAUUAAAAAAUAAUCAUAACAGGAGAUAUAAGUGCCAUUGUCUUCUAGUUGGCCUCGAAGUACGACAUUGGUCUAACAAACUACUAGGUACUACUACUGGUUCAAAUCUCGACUGGGAGCAACUGUUGUCGAAAAAAAGGUCAGGUCAGGUUUCGAAACCGGAAAAAUGCACCUAAACUUUGCUUUUUUAUAAGUGUCAUUUAUAAUUAAAAAACAACAUUAUAAUUCUAUCGCAUUUAAUCUCCUGUUUUCCUAAAACAUGUUUUAUGGAUAAUCUAAAAUUUAGCUAUUUAUUUUUAUGACAGGAUUGUUAUUACAUUGCAUUGGAAGAUUUGAUCGUUACAAAGUGCUUAAUACAAUCGAAAAGGUGUGGAUAAUCCUUAGCGAUUAGAUAUUGGUUUUCAUCGUCGUUCGCUGUUUGAAAAUGAGUAGGAAAGCACGAACAGCCAAUAAAGCAUGACUAUGUUAGGAUUUACGUCGAAUGGCUGAUUUAACCAUAUGAGUUUCGCGUUACCUGCUGUUUCGAUAGCUAAACAAGAGCAUUAUGUGUACUAACAAUAUGUUCAAUAAAAAUCUAAAACCCGAUUAACUGAGGCAAAAUGUAGCUCCAGGAACGGCAGUAAAUCAUGAAUGUUAGUUGUUUGUACAAUAAAAGGAUAAUUUGUUAGUUAUACCUAUACAGUAAAUGCAACAGUGAUAUUAGGUGUUAAUAAUGUCAAAGAUCAUAAUUAUUUCAUGCUUCCUUCCCUCAUAAUUACAAUCGUAAUUUGUCGCAAUCAGCUGUUAAAUGUAGGCAGGUCUAAAUGAAAUCGACUAUCACUUUAUCACGACGUUUAUCAAACUUUCUAAUUGUGUUUGUAGUUGAGGUCCAGUUGUCUAGAUGAGCACAAAAUAUAAAAACGAUGUAUUUAAAUUGGUUACAGUUGCACCCUUUCUUCCCUGACCUUGUAGUUACCAAAACACUGAUUGCAUCUAGAUUGUUUGUUGGUCUUCUGAAAUUAUUCAACUUCACGUUCACCUGUUACCUACAAGAACUUAUAUUAAUCCUAUUCUCUAAAAUUUUGGACUUCCUACUUAAGAUGCAUGUAGUAUAUCACAAAAAAUGCAAACUAUUAAAACUGUUUAUAUUUAAUGAUUGUUAUACAUUAGUAUUAGCUAAUUUCUUUUCUCCUGCUUCAGAAAGUUUAAUGCUAGACAGAAUACUAUCCUAAUCGAAAAACUCUAUUACUAAUAUUACACCAACUCCUUGUUGAAUUGUUUCCCAAAUCAAUCAAUACUCUAAGAACCUGAAACUAUCAAAAAUAUCUGGUUAGAUGUCGAUGAAUGUUCAAUGUAGACAAUUACUAAACGAACCAACUAUGAACAUGAAAUCAUAAAAAAAUAAAUAGUCCACACAAGGCAGAAUGUAUGUGGAUCCAAAGAACUAUAAGAACUAUAUCAUUAACAAUAGUUAAUACACUAAAUUCAACCAUUCGGUUAAUAGAUCAUUUCUAAUGCUCCGGAACCAAUGAAUUAACUCCAGUGAUAGAACUGUAAGUGUUUGUGUGUAUUAUAUACAUGUUUCCCAUGGUGGUAUAUAUUUGGUACAUCCCUUCCAGAGAAUAGAAUUUGUAACGAUGUUGUUCUUACAUACGAAAGAAAAUUCAACGACUGGACUUGAACCAAAAGUCACACAUAUGAUGUAUUUAUAAAAUUUUAGGAUCGAAACUUGAAAUCCAUUGUUGUUUUUGUUAUCCUACUUCGUGGGCAUUUUGAGAGAAAAAUUUUCAGCCAGUCCGGGCAGGACUAUUCUUGAAUAACUCUAACGAUUGUUGUUAAUUGUCCCAAAAAUUCAUACUUUAAACCGUAAGAUAAAAUCUAAUAGAAGGGUUCAUCCGCAUUUAUGAAUGUUACUGAUCAGAUAGGAAAUGAAAGCUUACUGUUAAAUGCAUAUUUGUCCACAGAAACCGUUGUUUUUAGGCUAAUUAAAGCUUCGAACAGAUUAGCUGUCUUACUAUUUGUCGUAGAAUAGACCCAAAGUAACGUGAUUGUGGUAAUACAAGAAGUGCGACCCUUAUUCAGUUGUUUCGAUG